This is a messenger RNA of Xyrauchen texanus (razorback sucker), 5921 nucleotides long. Its product is annotated as ninein-like protein. The record is from RefSeq and is a predicted model, not a curated record. Gene Ontology annotation, molecular function: calcium ion binding. The coding region runs from base 501 to 3950 and encodes 1149 amino acids. Gene Ontology annotation, biological process: microtubule anchoring at centrosome. The transcript is spliced from 23 exons. NCBI's taxonomy places the organism in Eukaryota, Metazoa, Chordata, Actinopteri, Cypriniformes, Catostomidae. Gene Ontology annotation, cellular component: centrosome.
CAUCAUUUGAUGUUCCACUAUAUUUUCUGAGUUGUGACAUGAACUUUAUUACCACCUGCUCAUAGAACCUGCAAAUUCAGGAACUGAUUGUAGACUUUGCGCUGAGAGUAGAAAUGCUUCUGAAACGUCUUAGUACAAUGACCUAUUUCUCAGGAAAAUAGUAAAUUGUGCUUUGCGCCACUUCAUGAAUGUAAUGUAUAUCAUUGCAUGCUGCCUACAGUUUCACAGGCAGUAUUUGGUGUAAACUGUUCAGUAUGCAGUAAGCUGUACGAACGUAUUCCAGUCGAUUCCAAAGAAAGCCAUACAGACCUUUACAGUUUAUACUGCUACUAUUAGUUGUAUUCCAUUUGUCUUUAAUGGUAUCAGCCAUUUGUAAAAUGCUCUCUGUGGUGGAACUGUUAAAUAACUGUUCAACUCUUAACCAUCUCUUAUGUAAACUCUUUUCCAUUAUAGAUUUAGCAGGGUUUAUGUGAACAAGGUUUAAGCCCUUUAGUGUGAGUAUGCAGUGCCUCUGUGCUGAUGUGAAGAAUACAUCACUCUUGAACUUUCUCAGUCUGCUAGUUGUUCCCACCCAGUGUUGCAGAAGUAAUGAUAGGAGGGAUGGAAUGCCUUAUUCUCUUCUGUUGUUCUUUCGGGUGCCACUACACCAUGUUAGUUCAUUCAACUAUUUUACUGUGCUUUCUCAACUCAUCAGCAUAGAGGCAAUACCUAAAAUCAAGAGUCUCAAGUCAGAUGAAGAUCCUGGAAGCAACAAAGAGUCAACACACCACUAUUUUGUGGCACAAGGCCAGUUGAAGCUCUGGACUCAAGAUGGCACAGAAAGUCCACAGCGCUCCCUCGAUCCUCAGCUGAAAGUCACAGACGGACAGGUGAGGGCAGUGUGGGAGGAGCUGGGGGUUGGAGCCGGAGGAUCAUUAAACCGUGAGGAGUUGUCACUUGUUUGUGACCACAUCGGCCUCAAGGACUUACAAUCAGAGGAGUUAGAUAGUCUCUUCAGGAAACUGGACAAAGAUCAGGACGGGAGAUUAAGUCUCAGUGAGUUACAGAGCGGUUUGUUCAGACCACACUUUCAUGCUGCACCCCUCUCUACCUCCACCCCAACCCAACCCAAACCUCAGCGGUCCAUCUGCAAGGCCCUUGAGGAGCGUGUGGUACGUUCCACCUCCCCUUCGUUUCUCUCAGCUACUGUGGGUCAGAGGCUGUUGACCCGGCUGGAUGAUGGAUCGGGAUGCACAUUCCCAGAGACAGUCAUCACCCUCUGGACAGAGGAGGGCAUUCACAACAGCAUGGACAUUCUCCAGACUCUGGACUUUUCUCUGGAGGAGCGUUUGGGUCUAGCUGAACUCACUCUGGCCCUGGACAAUGAGCUGCUGGUCAGCGGAAAUGGCGUCCAUCAGGCUGCUCUGGUCUCCUACAAGAAUGAGAUAAACUACUUACAAGUCCUGGCAGACCAGGCCUGUCAGGAGAGGGACAAGGUCAAGGCUGACCUGGAACUGGCUGACCGCCGCAACCUGCAGCUGGUCCGAGAGGUGGAUGAUCGCCAUGCCACCAUAGAGUCUCUUAAUGAAUCUAAAAUCAAAGGUCUGGAGCAGGAGUUUCGGGGUAAGCUUGCAGCACUGAGGAGUGAUUUGGAGUAUGAGAGCGAGGUGCUUCUAGAGCAGGUAGAGGAGGAACGGGAGAGGCUCCGAGAGGAGCUGCAGCUGCUCAGGGCUCAGGAUGCAAGCCUACAGGAGGACGUUUGCACUGCUGCCAAGGAGAACAGUCGUUUGGAGGAGGAGGUCCAUCUUCUGAAGGAAAAGCUCUCUGAAGCAGAGAGCACCAUCUCUAAACUAGAGAAAGAUCUAGACCACCUGCUGCAGGACAAGUAUGAUGGCCUUGAUCCAAAUGGCACAGGACUGCUAAAUCAAGAAGAGCACUUCUCAGAGAUCAUUAAGGAGUUCGAGCAGAAGUGCAGGGAGCUGCAAGACAGGAACGAUGAGUUGCAUUCAGAGCUGGAGUUGAAGUCUCGGGGCUCAGGGAUUAGAACCAAACAAUCAAGGGACAGCCUCUCUGGUCAUACCUGGUCCAGCCAAAGAGCUUUAACCACUGAAUCAGAUUCUGAUGAUCCUGAAAUGAAGAGUGGUACAUCUCCUCAGGUCAGAAAAAAGCUCCAGGUCACUAACAAAAGUGCCUUUGGUUCCUUGGAAAGUUUGGCUCCCCCUGUGAGCAUUGAGACCGAACUUGCCAUGGAGAAGCUGAAAGAAAGAUACGUGCAGGAAGUUCAAGAUUUGAAAAUCCAGCUGGAGUCUACGGUGAACUUCUAUGAGCGCAGUAUGGAGAUGAUGCGGCUGCAUAUGGAGCUUGAGCAAAAGGACACCUCACAGAGCUUUAAGAUUGAGAUCAGUGAAAUGGAAGACCAGAAAUCCCAGGCAGAUGAGCGGGCAAAGCAGAUGCGACAGGCUUUGGAAAGCCUGGAAGCUGAGCUGAGGGGUAGGACUGCAGGAGUCUGGGAUCCUGAGCAGGUGUGGUGCGUUCAACGCAAGCAGGCCGACCUGGAGCAGAACUACGAUCGUGAGAACAGUAACCUCGUACUACGCCUCACCUCGGAGAAAUAUCAGCUGGAGGCAGAACUCAAGCUGAAGAUGGACCAAGAAUUGCUGCUUGUUCAGGCAAAACUUGAUGUGUUCAACUCUGAAAAUUGUGCACUGAAAGAUCAGCUUGCCGUCUUACAGCAGGAUGUCAAGUUGCUUGAAGAUGAGGUGAACAAAAAGAGAAGAACAAUUGAGGAGACUGAGAGCGACCAUAUGAAGCAUCGAGAAGAGGAAGAAAGGCUUCACAAAGAGAAUUCCAAAUGUCGAGAAGAGAUCCUUGAUCUCAGUGCAAGAAACCUGAAGCUUAGCAGCGAGAAUGCUGAACUGAGCUCCCGGCUCUGUAAUGAUCAAAGAGCGCUCCAGACGCUGACUGACAGGCUAACACAGUUGUGUCAGGACAAUAAGACAGCUGCCUCUCACAGACAGCUGCAGCAAACUCUACAUAAAGAGGAGAGUGAGACACUACAGCUCCAGGAACCAUGGCAGAAACUGGAAAAGCUUCAGGAAUCUCUCAGCAACUCUAAAACCCAAAUAGAACAUCUCAACUCCCAGCUCUUGUCUAUGUGGCAAGAAAAGGAUUUUCACACCAAGGAGAUGGCUACACACAAAAAUAUGCUGCAACAAUCUCAGGAAAAGGUCCAGGAGCUUGAAGACAACAUGAAUCAGCUGCGUGAAGAGAGAGAACAGUUACAUCAGACCCACAGUCUUCAGGAGAUGUGCAAGAGCUUGCGAGUACAGAAUGAGGAGCUUCUUAAAAAGCUGCAGACUCAGGAGCUGGAACUUCAGAGGCUGGUACAUGAGUGCCACAUUUUAAGGAACAAACAGGCAGAGCUAGAGAGUGCUAAUCAAGAGGCAAUCGAACAGACACUAAGGGCAGACAGCGCUCUGUCACUGAUCCAGGCUCAGCAUACAUGUGAGGUGCAGGAGCUGCGAGAACAGGUGGGGUCUGGCACCCGGGAGCACCUGGCCCACCUGCAGACCCAACUGGCCGAGCAGCAGCGCAGGACGCGAGACCUAGAAGAUCUGCUUCGAUCUCAGGCCAAGCAAGCCAAUGUUCAGUUGGGCCUUCUGCAGGAGCAGUACAAGACAUUGAUGGGGAACAUGCAGGAGCGCAUGAAUGAGGUCGAAACCAUGUUGAAAAACACCCGCAUGAUGCUACAGGAGAAAGUCAGACAACGAAAAGAACAGCUGGCCAAAAAUGCCAAGUCAGAUCUACUGCUGAAAGACCUCUAUGUGGAGAACUCCCAGCUCAUAAAUGCGCUACAGGUGACCGAGCAAAGGCAGAAAAGUGCAGAGAAGAAAUCCUUCCUCCUAGAGGAGAAAGUGAUCGCCCUUAAUAAACUGCUACGUAAAAUUGCCACAUCAUCCCUCACUGCUUAAGAACAAUUUCCCUUCAUUCAAUUCCAGUGCCUUUACCUGUUGCACUGGACCGUUAAGUCCAAACCUAUUGCACUUUUGUGUUUUGGUGUGAAAUAAUUUUUGUAAAAGCAGGAAGCUAUCCUAGUGUUAAAUGGAAGGCACAAAUAAUGCAAGUCCUACAUGUUUUAUUUUCAACAGUGAAAAGACCUUAAAGCUUGGAACAACUUUAGAAUUUGUCCUUUUGUAGAGUUAAAUGAAUAGUAGUGAACAAGAUCUUUGCAGUAUGAAUAAGGUUGAUUGUCAAGCACAGAACAUUUUACAAGUUUACAAAUUCCAUUUGUUUGAUUACUGUGAUGUAGGAUAUAAACUGCAAGUGUUAACUGUUGGAUCAAGUCAGGCUGUUAAGAAAAAACAGAAGCAUUAUAAGUUUAAAUGCCUGAUUAGGUGUGAUUAACCAAAAGCACACUAUUCAUACAAUGUAUAGUUUUGAGAGAAAUGCUUUCUUGAAAUUGCAAAUUUUCAGUCAUGAUGCACUAAUGUCCCCUUUGCUAUGAGCGGUCUGUAAUGCGUACUGAUUUGAGUAGUUAUUUGAUUUCUCAAAUCAGUAAUCUAAAUUGAUCAACUGAAGAAGAAUAAACUGAAGACAUGUACAUCUUUUUCUUGGAUGACAUGCUCUAUUACACCCUAGCGAAUAAGCUGCUCACAUUUCCAUCUGGGAAAAAAGUCCUUUGAAAAAGAGACUAAAUUAGGGGUAGAAUGUGUUUAGCAGCAUACAAAACAUUCAGUGUAGGCUAAUUUUAUACAUGCUGUUAAGAAUAUAAUUACCUGGCUAUUUUUCUUCAGAAAAUAAUCAUUUAAAAUUCUCCAUGGACUUUUAGACAAGGCAACAUCAGUCGCAUGUUCCCAUAGUUAGCAAUACUAAAUGGUUGAAUCUCACAGAAAGGGAAAUAAAUUAUCAAAUUAAACUUUGCAUUAUUAAAGGAAUAUUUCACCCAAAAAAGAACAUUCUCUCAUCAUUUACUCACCCUCAUGCUAUUUCAGAUGUGAAUGAUUUACUACUUUAGAACGCACAGAUUUUUGUAUUUGUGACGAGCAGCAGCUGGUGGAGUUUCUGGUGCCCCAUCGGGAGUACUUAUGCAGGCUGUGUAAUAUGCGUAUAGGGAGCAGCAGAACCGGUCAGUAAUACUAUUAUUGAAGACCAACAAUACCAAGAAAUGCACUAUGUAGUCAGGUGGUCCCAAACCACAUCCUUCACAGUUUUAGUAAUAAAUGAAUGGAGUUAAUAAAAUGUGUAUACCUUUCCAGACUCAUGAUUUCUAAAAAAUAUAAUUCUUCUAUUUCUUUGAUUAUCUUCUUUAUGUACAUGUGUUUGUUUACAUGUAUUUUUACUUUUAUUGUUUCUCACUUCACCUGUACUUUAUGGCUCAGUGAUUGUUUUCCUACAUUGCUGGAUCUGUGUGAUUUUGUUCAUCUUAUUGAACAUGUACACUGUUUGCCAAAGGUUUGGAAUAAUGUACAGAUUUUGCUCUUAUGGAAGGAAAUUGGUACUUUUAGUCACCAAAGUGAAAUUCAACUGAUCACAAUGUAUAUGCAGGACAUUAAAAAUUAGAAAAAUAUUAAAUAUUUUUUUCAAAACUUCUAUUCAAAGAGUUCUCCUCACAAAAUCCUCCAUGUGCAGCAAUGACGGCUUUGCAAGUCCUUGACAUUCCAGCUGUCAGUUUGUCCAGAUCCAGUCCACACUUCCUGUAGCACUUGCCAUAGAUGUGCUUUUUCUUUGCAAUUCAUCACAUAAGUCCUGCACCCCUGAGUCUUCUCUUUACUGUUGUACAAACUGGUGUUGAGCAGGUAGAAUUCAAUGAAGCUGUCAGCUGAGCACAUGUGAGGUGUCUAUUUCUCAAACUAGAGACUCUGAUGUACUUAUCCUCUUGUUUAGUUGUACAUCUGAACUUCCACAUUAAAUUAAAUCGAUUAAUUAUUUGCUAAAUACAAAAC